This is a messenger RNA of Drosophila arizonae, 656 nucleotides long. RefSeq names its product Mitochondrial inner membrane protein MPV17 (gene Mpv17). Gene Ontology annotation, cellular component: mitochondrion; cytoplasm; membrane. The record is from RefSeq and is a predicted model, not a curated record. Gene Ontology annotation, molecular function: channel activity. NCBI's taxonomy places the organism in Eukaryota, Metazoa, Arthropoda, Insecta, Diptera, Drosophilidae. Gene Ontology annotation, biological process: regulation of mitochondrial DNA metabolic process.
UUCUGGUAACAUGCUUAGCAUCAAAACACAAUAGAAAAAUACCAAAUUAAGUUACUUAUUGGCAACAUAAUUCCUUGACAGUUUAUUCAAAAUUAUGGGCAGAUUUAGUUAUUUACGCGAGGGCGUCAAUGUGGCCCUUCUCAUGGGUGCCGGUGAUAUGAUCGCACAGUUCUUUAUCGAAAAGAAAGAGUUCAGUGCUUGGAACAUCUCACGGACGGCACGUUUCAGUGCUGUGGGUCUCAUUGUUGUUGGACCCUCUUUACGCAAAUGGUAUAGCACCAUGGAUAGGUUGGUAUCCAAAGAGCAGACGGCGAUAAAGCGGGGUUUUAAGAAGAUGCUGUUAGAUCAGUGCCUAUUUGCGCCCCCAUUCACAUUGCUGCUUACAUAUUUGAUUCCGUUUGUGAAUGGCGAGAAACAUGAGAAUAUUGUGCGUCACGUUCGCCAGAACUAUUUCACGAUAUUGAAGAAUAGUUUUUUGUUAUGGCCAUUGGCGCAAACAAUUAAUUUCAUUGUUGUGCCAUCUCAGUACCAAGUGAUUUAUGUCCAGAUAGUGGCGCUGAUUUGGAAUUGCUAUUUAUCUGGCGCUCUCAAUUCUUGAUAAAUAUCAGUUUGUUUAUUUUCUUUUAACAGGUACGAAUAGUAAACCAGAGUGAAAU